Messenger RNA from Carassius auratus (goldfish), 729 nucleotides. RefSeq lists its product as uncharacterized. The coding region runs from base 1 to 729 and encodes 242 amino acids. The record is from RefSeq and is a predicted model, not a curated record. The transcript is spliced from 5 exons. Lineage: Eukaryota; Metazoa; Chordata; Actinopteri; Cypriniformes; Cyprinidae.
AUGGAAUCAGGCUCAUAUUCACCUGCAACACGCUGUAAGGAGGCAGAAGGAACAGGCAGACCGCAGAAGGUGUCCAGGUCACAACUAUCAACCGGGCCAGUGGGUAUGGCUAUCAACACGGGAUCUCCGUCUCCGGCUCCCGUGCCGCAAGUUACAUCCCCAGAAAAAAUCAAGGAGGAAUUUCUGUCAUUCACUGAAGAAGGUGCUGUGGAUCUCUGUAGAAUAGCACGUUUCGUAAAGCAUCACUGCAACUUGACAGUUCCUCUUGUGAAACCAAGAAGCUGCACUCUGAGAAUUUGUGGGCUGAAAGAAACCGUGUACGAAGGGGAUGAAGAGCAACUUGAAGCAUGGAAAUAUUAUUACCUGCCAGAAAGGAUGGAAAUGGAAGUGAUUGGUGCCAUUGAUGACUUCCCGUGUGAUGCAUUCGGUCUGCAGCUGGUGAUUUUGUUGGGUGAAGAUGGAAGGGUCUUUGCCUGUGAGGAUGAGCUUUUGCACCUUGUAGCCAGGAAUUUGAGGGACCUGCUUCAGAAUGAAAUGGCUUUCCCUGGAAUAGAGACCUUCAAGCUUGGAGAGUGUUUUGAAGAGCCGACUGAGGAAGAAUAUCUUGAAAUGAUGGAAAGCGUUGAUGUCAAAGAAAUGAAGAAACAACACAUGAAGUUCAGAGAAUCUCUGGAGUUUGAUUUGCUCAACACUAUGAAUGAAAUCACACAGAGCCAUAACAACCCAUAA